Tribolium castaneum (red flour beetle) is the source of this 4170-nucleotide messenger RNA. RefSeq names its product probable multidrug resistance-associated protein lethal(2)03659. Bases 244 to 4062 code for a protein of 1272 amino acids. Gene Ontology annotation, biological process: transmembrane transport. Gene Ontology annotation, cellular component: membrane. NCBI's taxonomy places the organism in Eukaryota, Metazoa, Arthropoda, Insecta, Coleoptera, Tenebrionidae. Gene Ontology annotation, molecular function: ATP hydrolysis activity; ATP binding; ABC-type transporter activity. The transcript has 11 exons. The record is from RefSeq and is a predicted model, not a curated record.
GAAAUAAGCUAACUCCAGUUGUGUUAUUUCAGUUCUUUUACAAGUAUGAAGUAAUAUUACACAAUAUUGAGAAUUGUUACAAAAAAUUUGUACAUUCAACCAUUAUAAGAGAGUAGCAGUUAUUCGAAAUACACUAGUUAUCAGUUAGUUGUAUAGUUUGCAACAUUUAGUGUAUGCAGUAUUAGCUCAUCUACGCAGCUUUAAGUGAUUUCCUUGUUAUUUGAUCUCAUCUAAUUAUUUAUAAUGGAAUCGAAACAUGCCGUCAAAGUUGAUCAGUUAAAGAAACAUCCUAAGGAAAACUCGAAUCUCUUGUCUGAUCUCUUUUACUGCUGGACAUUCCCAAUGAUUAAGACAGGUUUAAAAAAGGCAUUAUCGGAGAAAGAUAUUUAUCAAACUCUGACCAGUCAUCGGUCCACAAAUUUGACAAAUAAACUAGAGCGAGCAUGGAAUAGUCAGAAAAAUGGAAGCAAUAAACCCUCUCUUUGGAGAGCAAUUUGGAAGGUUUUUAAAUGGGACAUAAUGCUUUCUAUAUUUCUUUAUUUCGUAACAGACAUUGUUCUCAAAAUCAUCCGUCUUAUAGCUCUAGGAAUACUGUUGGGUUACUACUCUCCUAACGCAACAGAAAUGAGCAAAAGCGACGCAAUUAUUUGCGCUUCAGUUAUAGUAACUUCGAGUUUUCUUCUCGAAAUAUUAGAACAUGCCUACAUACUUCAUUUCCAACAACUGGCAAUGAAAGUACGCGUGGCCUGUGCUUCUCUUAUUUAUCGAAAAGCUCUAAAGCUUAGUAAGAAGGCAUUAAGUGAAACGACCAUAGGGCAUAUUAUCAAUUUAUUGUCAAAUGACAUGCAGAGGCUAGUCGCUGUUUGGGGAGCUUAUCAUGCUCUUUGGGCAGCGCCUCUUCAGGCAGCCCUUAUCCUUUUUCUACUGUACUGGAUCGCAGGACCAACGGCUUUAGUUGGAAAUAUCUUCCUUCUAGUACUCACACCGUUGCAGGUGUUCAUGACUAAAAAAACUGCCGAUUAUCGAUUAAAAAUAUCUUUAAAAAGCGACGAACGAAUACGUUAUAUGAGCGAAAUCAUAUCAGGAAUUCAAGUAAUCAAGGUUUACACCUGGGAGUUACCUUUUGUCAAACUUAUAGACGCUAUUAGAAGGAAAGAAAUGUAUUUUAUAAAAAUUGCCAACUUCUUAGACUCAAUCACAAUCGCCUUUGAAUUCUUCUUUGAUCGCACUUCUGUAUUUAUUUGCCUAGUGACUUACGUUUUGCUUGGGAGUACCCCAGAUGCCCAGUAUGUUUUUGUCCUUGCCUCAUUCUAUGAUUUGAUGAUGCAGUCAGUUUCACUAUACUUUCCCCAAGGGUUGACAAUAACUCUUCAAGCAAAUGUGGCCAUUAAAAGAUUUGAAAACUUCCUCAACUUGCACGAAAUACAAAACAAGAUAAUCACAACUAAAGAAACUGGAAUUACGAUAGACCAAGUUUCCGCGAAAUGGUCUGAAACUUCCCAACAAAACACUUUAUCAGACAUCAAAUUUAACUUGGAGCCAAAACAACUAGUCGCGAUAAUUGGACCCAUUGGUAGUGGGAAAUCCAGUCUCUUGCAGUUAUGUCUAGGUGAGUUGGCACCUAACGAAGGUUGUGUAAAAAUUGGCGGUCGAAUAUCGUACGCCAACCAGGAGCCUUGGCUGUUUGCCGGUUCUGUCAAACAAAACAUACUUUUCGGGCAAGCGAUGGUUAGAGAGAAGUACCAAGAAGUGAUUAGAGUUUGUGCUCUGGAGGACGAUAUUGCCCAGUUCCCGUACGGCGAUAACACAAUCGUAGGCGAACGCGGAAUUCUUCUAAGUGGUGGUCAAAAGGCCAGAAUAAACCUCGCCAGGGCAAUUUACAAAGAUGCUGAUAUUUAUUUACUUGACGAUCCUUUAUCGGCAGUGGACGCACGCGUUGGCAAACAAAUUUUCAACAACUGUAUUAUGAAUUAUUUAAAAGGCAAAUGCACAGUUCUUGUUACUCAUCAAAUUCAGUACUUAAGUUUCGUCGAUAAGAUAUAUUUGAUGGUAGAUGGAAAAGUUGCGGUUUCUGGAAGUUACAAAGAGUUGCAAGCGUCAGGUGAAGACUUUACUAGACUUUUAAAAGAACAUGAAAAAUACGACGAAAGUGAGGACGAAUCCGUUGUUGAAAGUAAAGCAAGUAAAGAGGAUAAAGAGCAAGACGAAGAAGAAGAGACUUGGAUUCAAGGAAAAGUGUCCAAGAAAGUGUACAUUUCGUAUCUCCGUGCCUCUGGAAAUUAUUUCAGGUUUGCUGUAAUGGGAAUGUUGUUUAUCAUGACCGAGAUUUUGGCCACUGGUUCUGAUUACUUUAUUACUUUCUGGGUGAAUUUGGAACAAAAACGAACAGCGGAAAACAAAACCAAAAAUGAGACUUUAUCAUCAGAUCCUGUAGAUUCUUUCUUUACAAAUGAAAACUGUAUUUACGUUUACACAGCUAUAAUUGGGGCCCUGAUAUUGUUCUCCAUUCUACGUUCAAUGUCUUUUUUCCAAAGUUGCAUGAAAGCGUCUGUCCGCUUGCACGACAAAAUGUUUACUAGCGUAAUAAAUGCCACUAUGAAAUUUUUCUACACCAAUUCUUCUGGAAGAAUACUCAACAGAUUUGCCAAAGACAUGGGGAGCAUAGACGAGACUUUACCUGAAGUGUUUUUGGAUGCUCUUCAGAUGUCAAUGGCAAUUAUUGGCACGGUCUUAGCCAUAUGCAUUGUGAGUCCCUGGACUCUCAUCCCCAGUAUCAUAAUUGUUAUAAUAAUGUUGCUUCUUAGAUUAGUUUACCUUUCUACCACUAGAGACGUGAAACGGAUGGAAUCAACAAACCGGAGUCCAAUUUUUGCACAUUUAACUGAGUCAAUGAAGGGUUUGACGACAAUAAGAGCCUACAACACGCAAGGGAUCUUAGAGAAGGAGUUCGAUACUUAUCAGGACGUACACACUUCUAUCUAUUACAUGUAUUUGGGCGGCAACAGAGCCCUGGCCGUUUAUUUGGACAUAGUUUGUGUCCUUUAUGUUUUCUGCAUCACGGUCAUUGCUUUGACAAAAGAAACCUACGCGGGAAACGUCGGUUUUAUGAUAACUCAGGGUAUGAGUAUGAGUGGUAUGUUUCAAUGGGGGAUACGACAGUGGAGCGAAAUGGAGAAUCAAAUGACUUCGGUUGAACGUGUCGGGGAAUACAUCGAUGUUGAACGUGAAAAAGACACUAAAACUAGAGACCCCCCACGACAGUGGCCUGAACACGGCAAAAUCGAAUUCAAGUCUGUCUCCAUGAGAUAUUCCUCAAACGAUCCAUACGUACUCAAAAAUCUCAAUAUCUCGAUCACACCUAGAGAAAAAGUGGGAAUUGUGGGUCGAACUGGAGCCGGAAAAUCGUCUCUAAUCGCAGUGUUGUUCCGUUUGGUUGAUUUCGAGGGCAGACUUAUCAUUGAUGACUGUGAUACGAAAGAAUUGAGUUUGCCAGCGUUACGCUCCAAAAUUUCAAUCAUUCCGCAAGAACCUAUCCUAUUUUCGGGAACAGUGCGUAAAAACUUAGACCCCUUUGAUCAAUAUCAAGACGACCAAAUAUGGAGCGUACUGGAGAAAGUAAAAUUGAAGGAAUUCGUUGCCAGUUCUGAUCUAGGAUUACACAGCAAUUUGGCAGAAGGCGGAUCAAAUUUUAGCGUUGGUCAGAAGCAACUGAUUUGUCUGGCUCGAGCGUUACUGAGAGACAGCAAAAUUUUGAUUCUUGAUGAAGCUACCGCUAAUGUUGAUCCACACACUGAUGAACUGUUGCAGAAGACUAUUAGGGAAAAUUUCGAAAAUUGUACAGUUCUCACUAUUGCACAUCGGUUACAUACUGUAAUGGAUUCCGACAAGGUUCUUGUAAUGGAUGACGGAAAAGCGGUUGAGUUUGAUCACCCCCACGCAUUGUUACAAAAGAAGGGAGUUUUCUUUGAUUUAGUCAUGGAGACGGGGAAAGCAAUGGGUGCCAAUUUGUCAGAAAUUGCCCAAGAGAAUUACUUGAAGAGGCAGAAUCUUUUAGCACAAUAGUAGACACUAGUACGUACAAAAAUUCAAGUUUCUGUGAUAGAUACGACCUGAUGUACAAAUAGUUCGCUCUUCAAUGUGAUAUUUAUUAUUAAAUUAUUUAAAAAUUGA